UAAAAUGUCAACUCUGGUUUCUUUCUGCAGGUUUUAUUUUGCUUCUGAAUUCCUGCUCUGCAGACAGCAAUGGCAGCCCGGGUUCUUGUCAUUGGUAGUGGAGGAAGGGAACAUACCCUGGCCUGGAAACUUGCACAGUCUCGUCAUGUCAAACAAGUGUUGGUUGCCCCGGGAAAUGCAGGCACUGCUUGUUCUGGGAAGAUCUCAAAUGCUGCCGUCUCCAUCGAUAAUCAUGCUGUCCUUGCUCAGUUCUGCAAAGAUGAAAAAAUUGAAUUCGUGGUUGUCGGACCAGAGGCCCCUCUGGCUGCAGGAAUUGUGGGAGACCUGAGCUCUGCGGGAGUACGAUGCUUUGGCCCCACGGCAGAAGCAGCUCAGUUAGAGUCCAGUAAAAGAUUUGCCAAGGAGUUUAUGGGCCGACAUGGAAUCCCAACUGCACAGUGGCAAGCUUUCACCAGUCCUGAGGAGGCCUGCAGCUUUAUUAUGAGUGCGGACUUCCCUGCUUUGGUUGUGAAGGCCAGUGGCCUUGCAGCUGGGAAAGGGGUGGUUGUCGCGAAGGACAGAGCAGAAGCCUGCAAAGCUGUACAGGAGAUCAUGCAAGAGAAGUCUUUUGGAGCCGCUGGGGAAACGGUGGUUGUAGAAGAGCUUCUGGAAGGAGAAGAAGUGUCUUGUCUGUGUUUCACUGAUGGGAAGACGGUGGCCCCGAUGCCCCCAGCACAAGACCACAAGCGAUUGCUGGAUGGAGAUGAGGGCCCCAACACAGGGGGCAUGGGAGCCUACUGCCCAACACCACAGGUUUCUAAAGAUUUGUUACUAAAAAUUAAAAACACUAUUCUUCAGAGGACAGUCGAUGGCAUGCAGGAGGAGGGUGCGCCUUACACAGGAAUUCUCUAUGCUGGUAUAAUGCUGACCAAAGAUGGCCCAAAAGUUUUGGAGUUUAAUUGCCGUUUUGGUGAUCCAGAAUGCCAAGUAAUCCUCCCGCUUCUGAAAAGUGACCUUUAUGAAGUGAUUCAGUCCUCCUUCGAUGGCCUGCUGAGCGCAUCGCUGCCUGUUUGGCUAGAAAACCACACUGCCGUAACUGUUGUCAUGGCGAGCAAAGGGUACCCUGGAGCCUGCACCAGGGGUGUGGAGAUCACGGGGUUUCCUGAGGCCCAGGCGUUAGGCCUACAGGUCUUCCAUGCAGGCACUGCUCUUAAGGAUGGAAAAGUGGUGACCAGCGGGGGCAGAGUCCUCACAGUGACAGCCGUCCAGGACAAUCUUAUGUCAGCCCUUGGUGAAGCCAGGAAAGGACUCGCCGCUAUAAAGUUUGAGGGAGCAGUUUACAGGAAGGACAUCGGCUUCAGAGCUGUGGCCUUCCUCCAGCGGCCCAGGGGCCUGACUUACAAGGAAUCUGGGGUAGACAUUGCAGCUGGAAAUAUGCUGGUUAAGAAAAUCCAGCCUUUAGCAAAAGCCACCUCCAGACCAGGCUGCAGCGUUGACCUUGGAGGCUUCGCUGGUCUUUUUGAUUUGAAAGCGGCUGGCUUCAAAGAUGCUCUUCUAGUCUCUGGGACAGACGGGGUGGGGACCAAGCUAAAGAUCGCCCAGCACUGCAAUAAACACACCACCAUUGGUCAAGACCUGGUCGCAAUGUGUGUAAAUGACAUCCUGGCACAGGGAGCGGAGCCCCUCUUCUUCCUCGAUUACUUCUCCUGUGGAAAACUUGACCUCAGUACAGCUGAAGCUGUCGUUGCUGGAAUUGCUGAGGCUUGUAGGCAAGCUGGCUGUGCUCUCCUGGGAGGGGAGACCGCAGAGAUGCCUGACAUGUACCCUCCUGGCGAGUACGAUCUUGCUGGCUUUGCUGUUGGUGCUGUGGAGAGAGACCAGCAGCUCCCUCGGCUGGACAGGAUCGCAGAAGGCGAUGCUGUUGUUGGAAUAGCUUCGUCGGGUCUUCACAGCAAUGGCUUUAGCCUUGUGAGGAAAAUUGUGGAGAGGUCUUCACUCCAGUACUCCUCUGCAGCGCCUGAUGGUUGUGGUGAUCAGACUUUAGGGGACUUACUUCUAACUCCAACCAGGGUCUACAGCCAUUCGCUGUUGCCCAUCAUACGGUCAGGCCGUGUCAAAGCUUUUGCUCAUAUCACUGGAGGCGGAUUGCUGGAGAACAUCCCCAGGGUCCUCCCUCGGAAAUUAGGAGUGGAUUUAGAUGCCUGCACCUGGAGGGUUCCCAAGGUCUUCUCGUGGCUGCAGCAGAAAGGACAGCUCUCUGAGGAAGAAAUGGCCAGGACGUUCAACUGUGGCAUUGGAGCUGCCCUCGUGGUGUCAAAGGACCAGGCAGAGCAGGUUCUGUGUGACAUUCGGCAGCGCCAGGAAGAGGCCUGGGUGAUAGGCAGUGUUGUUGCCUGUCCUGAAGAUUCUCCUCGGGUCAGAGUCAAGAAUCUGAUUGAAACCAUGCGAACACAUGGGUCUGUGGUGACAAAUGGCUUUCUGAGAAGUAAUUUCCCUGCCCAACAAAAGAAGGCAAGAGUGGCUGUCUUAAUAUCCGGAACAGGGUCGAACCUCCAGGCACUCAUAGACAGCACUGGGGAUCCCAAGAGCUCUUCACACAUUGUUGUUGUCAUCUCCAACAAGGCUGCCGUCGCUGGCUUAGACAAAGCAGAAAGAGCUGGCAUUCCCACCAGGGUAAUUAAUCAUAAAUUAUACAAAAAUCGUGUUGAGUUUGACAACGCAGUUGACCACGUCCUGGAAGAGUUCUCUGUAGACAUAGUCUGUCUUGCAGGAUUUAUGAGAAUUCUUUCUGGCCCUUUUGUCAGAAAAUGGGAUGGGAAAAUGCUCAACAUCCACCCAUCCUUGCUCCCUUCUUUCAAGGGUUCAAAUGCUCAUGAGCAAGUCCUGGAAGCUGGAGUCACAGUCACAGGCUGCACUGUACACUUUGUAGCUGAAGACGUAGAUGCUGGACAGAUCAUCCUACAAGAAGCUGUCCCUGUGAAGAGGGGUGACACUGUGGCAACUUUGUCUGAAAGAGUCAAAAUAGCAGAACAUAAGAUCUUCCCUGCAGCCCUCCAGCUGGUGGCCAGUGGGACUGUGCAGCUUGGGGAAGACGGCAAGAUCCAUUGGGCCAAAGAGCAGUGAAGCCCGGUGCUGAAGGACUGGCUGUUGGCUUGGUGCCUUUUCAUCAUACCUUGACCCAAACUAAAAUAAACAGAGUCAUUAAAAACAAAAACUUAAUUGGCUUUU
Molecule: messenger RNA, 3207 nt
Organism: Acomys russatus (golden spiny mouse)
Lineage: Eukaryota; Metazoa; Chordata; Mammalia; Rodentia; Muridae
Gene: Gart
Product: phosphoribosylglycinamide formyltransferase, phosphoribosylglycinamide synthetase, phosphoribosylaminoimidazole synthetase
Exons: 21
Coding region: 70-3102 (1010 amino acids)
Biological process (GO): 'de novo' IMP biosynthetic process; adenine biosynthetic process
Cellular component (GO): cytosol
Molecular function (GO): metal ion binding; phosphoribosylglycinamide formyltransferase activity; phosphoribosylformylglycinamidine cyclo-ligase activity
Source: RefSeq, a predicted model, not a curated record